GGGAUCUAAGAAAAAAACGCAUAGGAUGCGCGGGGCUGGGGUUUUGUGACCGGAAACAAGAGCGACGAUCCGGUGAGCUGAAUCUGGCGGUGACUUCACCGACGGCGACUGGGAUCCUGGAAGACCUCUGAGCAGCGGCUACAACGGUGACUUGGGGAGUUCAGAUUCAGACGCACGGUUCCUCAUCUUCUUCCCCUCUCAGGAAAAAUGUAUGCUAACAAUGAAGAAGGAGGAGGUCAGGAUGCUGCCGAAAGGGUUAAGACGGCUGCACUAACCGCUGCGAAAGGUAUGAGUCGUGCCCAGGCUGAACGGGCAGCUGCAGCUGCAGCUAGGAAUGUGAAUGCGUACGGCCAGAAGGAAGAGGGGCCCAGCAGAUGGCAAGAAAGAAAAGAAGCAAAGAGACAGAUGUAUCUGAUGAGCACAGAGAAACAGGUGAGACUGGGCGUGAGGAAAGAUGUCAAAACCUCAGUGGCCUCUGCCGGUAUCUCAUCUUCUUCUCAAUGUCAAAAGUGUUUCCAGACCGGGCAUUGGACAUAUGAGUGCAAGAAUGAGAGGGUUUACAUCUCACGUCCAUCUCGCACCCAGCAGUUAAAAAACCCAAAACUGAGAAUGAGGGCACCGGUUUCUUAUGAUUUGGAGGAGGAAGAGAAGAACCCAGAAGAUGUCGAGAAGGAGAAGAAGAAGAAGAAGAGUGAUUUGAAAGAUGCGAAGAAGAGUAAGAGAAAGCAUAAAUCAGAUACAGACGAGUCCAGUGGCGGGAAUAGUGGCAGCGAAGCAUCAGUUUUUGAAUCUGAAAGUGGUGGGACAGGGUCUGGUUCUUCUUCCUCGGGAAGAGGGAGUGAGACGAGUUCUUCCUCUGACUCAGAGGAAGAGAGGAGGAGGAGGAGGAGGAGGCAGAGGAGCAAGAAGAAGACUGUGCAGCAGAGGAAAAGAAGACACCGGAGGCGCAGCAGCCCGACCACAUCCGAGUCCUCUGAUUCAUACUCUGAGGAUUCAGAAUCAGACUCGGAGGAUCACUCUAGCAGAAAGAGGAGCAGCAGUAAGAGGGAGAGUCGAAGGCGCUGAGGCAUUUAGGAUUUUCAAAACACGUUUACUCCCAUUUGAACUCGCGGGUACUUUGGAUGAUCAAUCCAUUCUGAUUAUGUCUUUGUUGUUGGUAAGUUUCCCCUUGAAGGGACAUGGCUUCCUAAUUACUCCCUAUAUUCACAAUUAACUAGUCAUUAUGUUUUUUUACCCUUUCAUUUUUUAUGUUUUACUCCCUGCAGCAACUGCCAUGACCUUGGUUUGACUUCCCGCAGUGAUGAAAAUGCUUUACUCACUCAUUCCAUUUCAUAUUAAAUGACUAUUAUGGCU
Messenger RNA from Cuscuta campestris, 1353 nucleotides. Lineage: Eukaryota; Viridiplantae; Streptophyta; Magnoliopsida; Solanales; Convolvulaceae. The record is from the annotation of a GenBank genome assembly.